UACACACGCAUACAGUGAAAACUAAGUUUCCCCGCCCUAAUGCCCGGAUCUUCCAGAGGCACUCCCUACAUAUAAAACGCCUGAUGAAUGAGGUGGUCCAUACAUCUCCCACCAUCGGUAGCAACGUGGAGGAGAUUGUUCUGCAAAAGACACACUUCCUCAUGUGGGACAUAGGGGGACAGGAGGCUCUGCGCUCUACCUGGAACACGUAUUACUCCAACACUGAGUUCAUCAUCCUUGUGAUUGACAGCACGGACCGGGAUCGGCUGCUGACCACUCGGGAGGAGCUGUACAGGAUGCUGGCCCAUGAGGCUCUGCGAGAUGCUUCCGUCCUGAUCUUUGCCAACAAGCAGGAUAUGAAGGACUCCAUGACCACCGUGGAAAUCUCUCAGUUCCUCACUCUUAGUGCCAUCAAAGACCACCCGUGGCACAUACAGGGAUGCUGUGCCCUCACUGGGGAAGGGCUGCCCGCGGGGCUCCAGUGGAUGCAGUCUCAGACCACUGCCAACUGAUGUCCCAGGCUGAGGCCAUCCAAAUACUUUGGGGGUUUUGCUUGGACUACGUGGGUGGAAAACCCAAGUGACUAUUCCUUUUCUAUGAUUCUCGGAUGGGAGCUGGGUCGGCUCACAGUGACGUGAGAUUGCCACAGUCCACCCAACCCUGUGAGCUUGACUGCAUGCCCUGAAUUGCUGUAGACAGGACAGCAGAAAAGCUGCCCUUUCCUCCGUGGAAGCAGGUGUCCUUGGAGGCACCAGGCAAGCUGUCGGACAUGUUGAAGGAUUAGGACGUGGAGCCCAGUCCCCUUGGCCUGCAGCCUCUUUGAGGAAAAAAUGGGGGGGGGGCGGAG
Puma concolor (puma) is the source of this 847-nucleotide messenger RNA. The record is from RefSeq and is a predicted model, not a curated record. NCBI's taxonomy places the organism in Eukaryota, Metazoa, Chordata, Mammalia, Carnivora, Felidae.